This is a messenger RNA of Aethina tumida (small hive beetle), 1370 nucleotides long. It is a transcript of the gene Hr51, whose product is annotated as photoreceptor-specific nuclear receptor. The transcript has 7 exons. Gene Ontology annotation, biological process: anatomical structure development; positive regulation of transcription by RNA polymerase II; cell differentiation. Gene Ontology annotation, molecular function: nuclear receptor activity; RNA polymerase II cis-regulatory region sequence-specific DNA binding. The record is from RefSeq and is a predicted model, not a curated record. Bases 116 to 1090 code for a protein of 324 amino acids. NCBI's taxonomy places the organism in Eukaryota, Metazoa, Arthropoda, Insecta, Coleoptera, Nitidulidae.
AAGAGGAAAAGUGAACUAAGGAAUAAAAAUAUGCCAGGCAGGAACAGGUCGUUGCAUCGUGGACAAGGCACACAGAAACCAAUGCCAGGCGUGCAGGCUAAAGAAAUGCCUCGCCAUGGGGAUGAACAAAGAUGCCGUUCAAAAUGAGCGACAGCCCAGGAACACGGCCACAAUCAGACCGGAAACUCUUCGAGACAUGAGCGCCGAACAAGAACGUGCUCUAAGGGAAGCUGCGGUCGCUGUUGGGGUGUUUGGGCCACCCGUGUCUUUGUCUAUGGCCUUGUCUCCGGCACGAUACAGCCACGGAUUGAUGCCGCCAGUCACCCAUCCUGGAAUGCCUAAUAGGGAGCCUUCUCCUUCCAAAGAUGGAAAUGCCAGUGACAAUGAUGAGGAAAGUAUAGAUGUGACUAAUGAAGAGGAAGACACUCCGACCUCCGGGUGUGGUGUUUCAUCUAGCAGCGGUCCCGUAAGGCCUGAACCUCAACCAGCAACCUUAGCAGGUGGUUUGUACCCGACUUCUCACGAAACCAUCUACGAAACCUCCGCUAGACUUCUAUUCAUGGCUGUAAAGUGGGCCAAGAACUUGCCAAGCUUUGCCAGCCUACCAUUUAGAGAUCAGGUAAUCUUACUUGAAGAAGCUUGGAGCGAUCUAUUUCUCUUGAACGCAAUCCAAUGGUGCAUGCCCCUGGACGUUUCGGCCAGUCCGCUUUUCAACAUCAAUGAACACGCCAAAAACGGCCACUCAGCCACUGACGUUAGGAUUCUGGCUGACACUUUACUUCGCUUCAAGUCUGUACACGUCGACCCCGCAGAAUUUGCAUGUCUUAAAGCCAUUGUCCUUUUUAGAGCAGAGACCAGAGGUUUGAAGGACCCCAGCCAAAUCGAGAAUUUACAAGAUCAGGCGCAGGUAAUGCUGUGGCAACAUUGUCGUACUCAAUUGCCCGGUCAGGUUGCAAGAUUUGGGAGGUUGCUCCUUAUGCUGCCUUUGUUGAGGAUAGUACCGGCUUCCAGGAUUGAAGCGGUGUUCUUUCAAAAGACAAUAGGCAACACUCCAAUGGAAAAGGUGCUUUGCGAUAUGUACAAAAAUUAAUAUAUGUAAUGAUGUGUAUAAUUUGUAAAUAAGACUGACACUGUUGAAUAGUUACAAGCACUAAAUACAUGUUUUGUGUUGAGGGUAUCAGUAUAACGCAUGGUUUAAAAAUCUCAUCGAGUACUGGUGAAUUCUAGUCAAUGUCGAUUGAUAUUAAUAUAUGGAUUGUAAUAUCACUAACAUAAAUUAUUUAUCUUUAGAUUUAUGUUACUGAUGUUUGGCAAUGUAUAACCUAUAAAUGGAUUAUUAUAAAUGUAAAUUUAAUUACAACGAACGAAUU